Staurois parvus is the source of this 377-nucleotide messenger RNA. The record is from the annotation of a GenBank genome assembly. NCBI's taxonomy places the organism in Eukaryota, Metazoa, Chordata, Amphibia, Anura, Ranidae.
GUGCGCUGUGUCACUCGGACACAGCGGAUCACCGAUCGAUGGAAAGAGACGAAGAUGUCGGUUCGGUCAUGUGAUCAGCUGUCCAAUCACAGCUGAUCUCAUGGGACAUGUACACUGAUCAUCAGGGCACUGAUGAUCAGUGUGCCCUGAUGAUCUGUGUAGCCCCAGCAGUGUCACUUGUCAGUGUCCAUCAGUGCCAGCUGUCAAUGCUUAUCCAUGCCACCUGCCAGUGCCCAUCAAUGUCACAUAUCAGUGCCCAUCUGAGCUGCCUUUCAGUGUCACCCAUCAGUGCUGCCAGUCAGUGCCACCUAACAGUGCUGCCAGUCAGUGCCACCUAACAGUGCCAUAUAUGAGUGCUGCCUUUCAGUGCCCAGUGA